AUCUGCCAUUUUGCGACUGGUAAACAUAUCGUUCUCCAAUUUAAAUACGACUAUUUCUGUCAAAUGUUACAUCUUAGUCUCUCCUGCAAGGGUUCGCUCGACGAUCUUGUCGAGCUAACCUUUAUAUUUUGCGCAUAAUAGAAAAAGAAAAGAGAACAGGUUCUGAAUCCUCGAACGAUUUACGCUAUCGUGCCAGUUUUUUAUGCGUUGCGGUAUUAAGAAGUGAUUCAUUUAUUGCAUGAAUGUUGACUUCCUAUUGACAAGACUAUAGAAGAACUAAUAUAUAUUUGCAAAAUAAUAUCUGAGGUUCUUUCUAUUAACUCUCAAGAUGAUGGAAACUGAUCCUCCUCAAUUUUUGUCAAAAGAUGAUGAAAUUCAAUAUUGGAUGGAUCUUGCCCAUCAAAUGCAUCAAAGAAAAGAAGAUGUUGAAAGAGAAUUGGAAGAAUUUCAAGAAAAUUCUCAGAUGUUGGAAAAAGAAUUAGAAACAUCUUUAGAACAAGCUGAAAAAGCAAAUAGAGAAUUAAGACAAAGGAAUACACGACUUGCAACAGAAGUAGAACAAUUGAGAACAAGAUUAGAUCAACAAACUGCAGAUUGUGCUAUGUUUCAGUCACAAGCACAAGAUUUGCAAUUACAACAUGAACAAUUGAUGAAAUAUAUUAGAGAACUAGAACAGAAAAAUGAUGAUUUAGAAAGAGCACAUAGGGUAAAUAGAGUAACGGAAGAAGAGAUAGAAGCUAAAUUUAACUUGGCAAUAGAAAAGAAUGCUCUACUUGAAUCUGAGCUUGAUGAAAAGGAAGGCUUAAAAGUCAUAGUACAAAGAUUAAUGGAUGAAAUUAGAGAUUUGAAACAAGAAAUUCAAGUACAAGAACGACACCAACCAGAUAAUGAUAAGACAGCAGAUAGAGUUCGUAAUCUUGUAGAUAGUAAUAAACUACAAGUUGAACUAGAAACACAUACACCACCUUCCAGUCCAUUAGUUUCACAAUCUAUACCUUCAAAUAACACGACUCCAUCAUUGAAAAUUGGAAAUGGAGUAGUAGGGGGUGUAAUUGGGAACAACAAUAAUAAUAUAAAUCCACCAUUGGCACCAUGUACCAGAAUAUUAGCAAUGAAUAUGAUCGGAGACCUGAUGAGAAAAGUUGGAGCUUUGGAAAACAAAUUGAAUACAUGUAGAAAUGCAUCACGAGAGGACCAAGCUGUACGUGAUCUUUACAGGAGUAGACGACAAGUGAGAGGCGCAGCCUCAGGAAACAACAACCACAUUCGAUUGUAACAAGGUAUUUUUUGCUAUAAUAAGCCUAAAAAAAUGUGCAAUUAUGUUUAAGAAUGUUUAUUGCUUUAAUAAGAAUGUUUAUUAAUUCAUAGAUAAAUUAUUAGAGAAUGACAUAAUUGUGUCAGUUAAACACAUCUCUAUACGUCUAUUUUGGACAAAAAAUAUUUUUUACUAUAAUGUGACAAAGAUUUAUGAGUAGAAUUUGGCAUAUUUAUUAGAUUUUUUGGUUAAUAAUUACUGAAACAAAAAUUUAAUUUAUAUGUGUAUAGAACGCGCGAGCGCGCGACUAAGUUCUUCAUUAUAUAACUGAUUAACAUAAAUACGAAUGAAGGUUAAUAUAUACUAUUUGACAUGAAAUUUGAGUAUUUUUCAUUAUAGCAAUAACAAACAGAUAUAUUAAUAAUGUUUCUUUUUGUAAAAGACUUUUAUAAAGUACAUUUGAAUUUAAUUGUGGAGUUAUACAACCAUAUUUUAAAAUGGUAUAAUUAAAAUUUGUAAAUAGAUUAGUGCCGUAUUAUGAAUAUUAAGGCAAUAUAUAUGGACUGUUUAGUUAUUUAUAUUGUAGUAUUAAAAACCUAAUUUAAAUAAAUCAAUCACGAAUGUUGUUUUUAAUAUUUAGUUUUAAUUUCAUUAA
Molecule: messenger RNA, 1910 nt
Organism: Vespula vulgaris
Lineage: Eukaryota; Metazoa; Arthropoda; Insecta; Hymenoptera; Vespidae
Gene: nudE
Product: nuclear distribution protein nudE-like 1-B
Exons: 8
Coding region: 329-1276 (315 amino acids)
Biological process (GO): cell migration; microtubule nucleation; establishment of mitotic spindle orientation
Cellular component (GO): kinetochore; centrosome; kinesin complex
Molecular function (GO): microtubule binding
Source: RefSeq, a predicted model, not a curated record